GGCCCAAACCUGAUUAUCAACCAGCCCGACGAGCUGCUGGAGAGCAUGUCCGAGUGGUGCAAGGAGCAUCACGGGAAGUCUGGCCUUACCAAGGCUGUGAAGGAGAGUAAAAUCUCGUUGCAGCAGGCAGAGUACGAGUUCCUGUCCUUCGUACGGCAGCAGACACCGCCGGGGCUGUGUCCUCUUGCAGGUAACUCUGUUCAUGCAGAUAAGAAGUUCCUUGACAAAUACAUGCCGCAGUUCAUGAGGCACCUUCAUUACAGGAUCAUUGAUGUGAGCACUGUCAAGGAACUUUGCAGGCGCUGGUAUCCAGAGGAGUACGAGUUUGCACCAAAGAAAGCUGCUUCUCACAGAGCACUCGAUGACAUCAGGGAAAGCAUCAAAGAACUCCAGUUCUACAGAGAGCGAAUCUUCAAGAGGAAAACGGAUGAGAAGAAAAGGAAACUGAUAGAGAAUGGGGAGAGCGACAAAGCUGCCAGCUGAUUCCCCCAGCCGCGCCGUCCCGUAGCACACUCUAGAUGCGUCUCCUGGUUCUUUUCUGUUUGCCAGUCUCUGGGAAGCUGCACCCUGGGUUACCUUGUUUCUUACCAGCUGUUCAAUGCAGACGGAAGCCUGAGCUGCUGCUGCUUUUCAGUUUGAGCAGGGAUUGUCAUGUGGGGCCUCAGCAGCACCUGUGGUUGUAUGCUCUGGGUAGAACACGCUGUUUGAUACUCCUUGCACCUCAUUCUAGGUGCAGUGUUUCACGACACAAUAAAACCAGGUCUGUUGAAA
Acanthisitta chloris (rifleman) is the source of this 771-nucleotide messenger RNA. RefSeq names its product RNA exonuclease 2 (gene REXO2). NCBI's taxonomy places the organism in Eukaryota, Metazoa, Chordata, Aves, Passeriformes, Acanthisittidae. Gene Ontology annotation, cellular component: mitochondrion. Gene Ontology annotation, molecular function: nucleic acid binding; 3'-5'-RNA exonuclease activity. The transcript has 5 exons. The record is from RefSeq and is a predicted model, not a curated record. The annotation marks the transcript as partial.